AUGAGUGAUAAUCAAUCAUCGACUACAUCAAAUAACAACAAUAAUAAUAAUAAUAAUAAUGAAAAACAACAACUGGAAUCAUCAAUAGAACAUUUACCAUCAUUUUCAGAAAUAAAAAAUGGAUAUUCUUCGACUUUGACUGCGGUAAGCAGUAGUGGUAAUAAUAAUAAUAAUAAUACAUUGAAUCCAACACCACCACCAAUAGGCACUAUCCAUCAUCAUACAACCAGUUUUACACCCUCAAUGUCCAAUCGGCAACAUUUGGAACCAUAUUCAAACGAGCCAUUUUACCCUGGUGCGCAUCACCAGCAUCAUCAUCAUCUUCAUUCAACUCUACCUGUAUUUGAAAAUCAUUUACCACCUCCACCAUUUCAUAGUGGUGGCCCUCCUCCUCCUCCUCCUUCCCAUCAUCACCAUCAUCAAUCUUCAUCCUCCUCCUCUUCCUCAUCCUCUUCAUCCAAUACCAAUACUUCGACCACCACAUCAUACCCUUAUAAUACAUCACACUUGUCUUCUCCUCCUUCAAUGCCACAAAUUUCUUCUUCACAUUCCCAAGAUUUGGCAUCUCAUCCACCGCCCCAUUCGAGUCAUCUUUUGCACCUCCAACACCCACAUUCUCAUCACGCUUUGAAUCAUCAUCAUCAUUAUGCUAACCGUCUAGCUCACCUUGAAUCCCCUCCUCCUCCGACUGGUGGCCAACCCCCACCACCAUCGUUGCCCAGUUUCCCAUCGAAUGUUACCACUCCAUCAUUCACUCCUACUCUUCCACCACCCUAUUCGUCCCACGGUGGAGGUGGUGGCAGUGGAAGUAACAGUUCAUUUUUUACUUCACCACCUCAACCUAUUGACAUUGGAGAUACUUAUAGUAAUAAUAAUAAUAAUAAUACGACAUCUAACAACAGUAGUGGUACAACGAUUGAAUAUCCAUAUCAUUCAUCCAGUUCCUCAUCUACCGGUUCACAAUCACACCAUAUUUUUUCAACUCAUGGUCCACCACAACAAAGCCAACAUUCCUCAUUGCCCAUACCACCAUCCAUUCAUACACUCAAUCCCUACUCUGCGGGAAUUUAUACAAUAGGUGGUGGUUCAGGCGGGGAAAGAGGAGGAGGACCAAUCAUACCUGGAGGCGGUGGAUUUUCAUCAUCGAUGCGACCCAACGCGAGCGUGAAUCUACGAUCAAAUCCACCAUCCCCACCAAUCAAUAGGACAAUAGGAGGAGGAGGAGGAAAACAUGACAUGGAUGGUAGUUCCAAUUCAUAUUCUACUGUUAGACCAUCAUAUAAUCCAAGCCUAACAUCAAGUAGUAGUAGUCUAAGGUCAUUGUUUAAUGUAGAUAAUAAUAAUCAAAAUAAUCAAAAUAGAGAUAUUAAUAAUAAUAAUAGAGAUUUUGAUGAAGGUAGUGAAUCAAGUGUUGAUAAUCUACAUCAUCACCAUCAUCAUUCAAGUAGUGGAGGAGGACCAUAUGAAGAUAGAAAUUUAUCUUCUCCUCCUCCAAUAACAACAUCAACGACAUCGACAACAAACACAAAUCUUCCACCAUCAUCAUCAUCAUCAUCAUCAUCUUAUAAACAACGUAAUCCAAAUACUAAUAAUAAUAAUAAUAACAAAUCAUCAAACUAUCAUCCAUAUAAUAAGAAUAAUGAUCCAAAUAAUAAUAAUAAUCCGAAUAAUAAGAAAUAUGGUGGUGGUAAUAAUGAUAAAGAUAGAGAUAAUAAGAGAGGUAGAUGGAGACCAUCACCACAAGAAAAAGAAGUAUUGGAAGCAUUGUGGAAUGUAAAUCAGUAUCCAGAUAGGACAGAGAAAUACCAAGUUGUAGAAAAGUUAAAACAGUGUGUCACCAUUGACCAGGUAUCGAGAUGGUUCAAACACAAACGCGAGAAUCUUGCCCAAAAGGGUGAGUUUGUUUACAAGGCCAUUGCAAGCAAGAAAUUCACACCCGAGGAGGUGUCCACGUUGGACAGCGCCUUUAAAACCACGCCCUAUCCAACCCAAGAAAAUAUCCAAGCCAUUGCCAAGCAACUUGGUGUCGAUCCACACAAAAUCAAGAAUUGGUUCAAAAGUAAACGUUGUCGGAUGGCUUCAAGAGGUCAAUUUGAAUUUAAACCAAAAUCUUCUCUACAACAACAACACUAUCUUCAAAAACAUAUGGAACAACAACAACAAAGUCAACAAAGUCAACAACAACAACAACAACAACUAUUACCUACUAAUACUACAAGUUCAACAUCUACUACUACUACUACUACUGAUAAUAAUCCAUAUUUAAUAUCUGGGUCUUCUUCUUCCUCUUCCUCUUCAUCUUUAUCUUUACCUUCAUUUAAUCAACAACAACAACAACAACAAAUGAAUUAUAAACAACAACUACAACAACAAUAUUAUGAUGAAGAUGAAGAAGAUGACUUGGAUGAUGAUGAUGACGACGAAGAAGAAGAAUAA
Messenger RNA from Cavenderia fasciculata, 2436 nucleotides. RefSeq lists its product as uncharacterized. Gene Ontology annotation, molecular function: DNA binding. The transcript is spliced from 2 exons. The record is from RefSeq and is a predicted model, not a curated record. Lineage: Eukaryota; Evosea; Eumycetozoa; Acytosteliales; Cavenderiaceae. The coding region runs from base 1 to 2436 and encodes 811 amino acids.